UUUUUUUUUUUUUCAUACAAAUUCAAUUUCUAUUCUUUUUUUAUAUAUAUUUAAUUCACUUUAAUCAAUUGAAGAAAAAAUGAAAUUCUCUCAAGCUUGUAUCUUUAUUGUAGUUCUUUUAGCUGUCAUCAGCAAUGUCGUAGCAAAGAGCUGCAAAUACACUUUCAAUGAAUCCAAGAUCAAGGCUUCUUCUUCUCACCUUAGAAUUCGUGGAAAGCCUAGCCUCGAUGGCAGCAGCUGUACCGAAACAACCAUUACUGUCAACCUUGAAUCCUCAGCCUCAUUCAAAGAUGAAAAUGAUGUCCGUCAUUCUGGUAGCAAAUGUACCAUCUCUGCCAAAUGGUAUGACAGCCCUGAAAGAUACAAUGAUGCAAAGUACAAGAGAGAAGUCUAUGUUCCUUUCAGCAAAAUUUCCAAGAUCAAGUGUAACAAGGAUAGCUCCAGUCCAGCAAAAACCACAAAGAAAUCUAAGAAGACUACCAAGAAGAAGACUACCACCAAGAAGAAGACCACCAAGAAGACUACUAAGAAGACCACCAAGAAGAAGACCACCAAGAAGACUACCAAGAAGACUUCCCAAUCUAGCGGUGGCGGUGGUGGAUACACUGGUACUGCUACUUUCUUCACUCCUAACCAAGGUGCCUGUGGUGACUGGAACGAUAACAAUGAUUUAAUUGCUGCUCUUAGUGGAAGUCUCUAUGGUUCUUAUAGCAAGAAGAGUAGCGUCUGUAACAAGAAGGUCAAGGUUACUAACAAGGACAAUGGCAAGAGUGUCACAGUUACCAUCAAGGAUGCUUGCGAAAGUUGUGCCAAGAGCCAUAUUGAUCUUUCUCCCGCUGCAUUCGGUCAAAUUGGUGCAUUCAGUAAGGGUGUUCUCAAGGUCGAAUGGCAUUUCCUUUAAAGCGACAGCUCUCAAUUGUCUCCAUGACACACACACACAUUCAUUCCAUUCAUUUGUAAAGUUCAAAUUUUGUGAUAUGAGUUGAUCUCAUAUUCCAUUCAAUAUAAAACCUCCAUUCCCUAACUCCUUCUUUGUCUUUAUUUUCCUCCCCUCCCCUUCAUAAAGUAGAUUGUGUUCCUCUCACCUGUACACACAAUUCCUAUCUUAUAGUACAUAUAAUACAAACAUUAUCUACCACAUCAUUAUCUCUCCCAUUCCGGUUAUUAAUACCUUAGAAAUAAAUAUUUUUAUUCCAUAAUUAAA
Mucor mucedo is the source of this 1204-nucleotide messenger RNA. RefSeq names its product RlpA-like double-psi beta-barrel-protein domain-containing protein-containing protein. The transcript has a single exon. NCBI's taxonomy places the organism in Eukaryota, Fungi, Mucoromycota, Mucoromycetes, Mucorales, Mucoraceae. The record is from RefSeq and is a predicted model, not a curated record. The coding region runs from base 80 to 901 and encodes 273 amino acids.